AUGCAAUUGAGUGAAUUGACCAUCCCUGGGAAACAAACUACAGAAGGUUUAGAAUUUCCGGAAAAGCUGCCCACGGCAGGAGACACGGCGGACGAGAAUCAGGGUCGUAGAAAAAUUUUCAUGGCAUCAUCAUCAUCAUCAUCAGCUCCUAGACAGCGUCCGAGGUGUACAUGUUCAAACCAUCCAGGUUCAGCACCAUGUAGCAGACAUGGUUACAUGAUACCCGGGGAGAAGAACAUGAGGAGAUAUAGUGCUAACAAAGAGAUAUUGAUGAGGGCAUUAACACCACCAAAUAGGAAGAUGACACUUCGGUGGUGGAACUUCAGGCCAACACCAAGCCGGCUUUCUAACAUGUCUAUGGCUUAA
Durio zibethinus is the source of this 366-nucleotide messenger RNA. RefSeq lists its product as uncharacterized. The record is from RefSeq and is a predicted model, not a curated record. Lineage: Eukaryota; Viridiplantae; Streptophyta; Magnoliopsida; Malvales; Malvaceae.